Messenger RNA from Williopsis jadinii, 759 nucleotides. RefSeq names its product Smr domain-containing protein. Lineage: Eukaryota; Fungi; Ascomycota; Saccharomycetes; Phaffomycetales; Wickerhamomycetaceae. The transcript is spliced from 2 exons. Bases 1 to 759 code for a protein of 252 amino acids. The record is from RefSeq and is a predicted model, not a curated record.
AUGAGUGCUGCAGCUGCUGUUGACAGAGGAGUUCGUCUUGACAAUGGUGAGAGGGACUAUAACCACGUUUCCGACUCCGAGUACAAGAAACUGAGAGAUUUGGCUGACCAGGCCUACAAGAAGAGACAACAGCUGAGUGCCCAGUCUCAGAAGGCAUAUAAACAAGGUGAUGGUGCACGUGCAAAGGAACUGAGUGAACAGGCAAAGAAACAGAUGGCUAUUGGUGACGAUUACAACUUUAAGGCUGCAGAGUAUGUCUUUAGAGAGAACAAUGCUGAUUCUGAUUCCAAUGAGAUUGACCUACACGGCUUAUACGUCAAAGAAGCUAUAUAUAUCUUGAAGAGACGUAUCGCGGCUGGUGUAAACCGUGGCGAGUCCAAACUUGAGGUUAUUGUUGGUAAGGGUAUUCACUCUGAAAAUGGUGUUGCCAAACUGAAACCAGCAGUGGAGGAGUUGUGUAACGAAGCAGGGCUGAGAUCGUACAUUGACAAGAAGAACACUGGUGUUUUGAUUGUAGAACUCCAAGGUGCUAGAAUCCCACAAUCGUGGAACGUUCAACCUCUAGCUUCCAGCUUCAACAAACCUCAAGAGGUUUACCACGGACAGGCCCAACAGGGUUAUCAGCAACAGCAACAACCACAGUACCAACAACAACCUCAUUACCAACAGCAGCAACAACAGCAACAAGGUGGAAACAACGACCUUGUUGGCUUACUGGUCAAAGUUUUCUGUAUGUGUUUCAAGACUUUCACAAAAUGA